AAUUAAAAAAGAAAAUUAACUUGUCCAGUCUUGGUAAUGAUAGAUAUGAUAUACAUUCAGCCUGUGGCAAUUAGAGAAUUCUGCGACCCGGGGGUCCAGAGUACUUAAAUGAACAAUGCGUACGGCACUGAAGAAGGCAUCGUUCGCUCCGAACGCUGGUCAGCGCUGGCGUUCGGCGGAGUCUGCAAUAAACAAACUCUGAAAGAUCUCCAGGUAAAGAAAAAAAAAAAAAGACCGAUAUAUACAUCCGAGACUCUCUUUCACCUGCUGCAACUACGAUCGCGGAGGUUUGUUAAGGAGUUCGCGCGUCGCACUGUCACCGUUAGUUAUUGAGGCGAGCGCCGCGAGCUGUAAGUGAGCUAUCAGUGAGCUGUGAGUUGUGAGAGCAACUGUCGAGCAACACCGCGGAGAUGGGCAGUACGGACAAGGCCGUGAUUACGGGAUUUAUAUGUAGGCUCUGCAGUAAGAUGAAUCGCUUCGUGAUCCACAUCUAUGGAGAAGAAGGUGAAAGGAUGAAACUCGCUGAGAAGAUAAACACUUAUCUGCCGAUCACGGUAAACAUGAAUGAUCCAUUGCCAAAGACUGCGUGUUUACAUUGCAUUGAACGACUAGAGGCUCAUCACGAGUUAAUGGAACAAAUCAUGUUCACCAGGAGGAGAUUAAAUACUGACAAUAAAGCGACCGCAGUGGCAUCCUCUUCUGCAACAACUGUAGAUACAGUCCCAACAUCUAGUCCACCUCCUUGUUGACAUGUGCAAUGGAAAAUAGUAUAUCCUUUCGCUCAAUGCGCCAUUCGCGAAGAUUGGAUGAUAUCUGUAUAAUUUUUCAUUUCAUUUCAACUAGUAGUUAGUGAGUGAAAUGUGUAAAGAAAAUGACAAAGUGAAAUAAUGUGCGAUUACAUUUUCUAUAUAAUGCGAUAUUUUUAUGUUACAUGAUUUCUAUUACUCGUUUCAGUGAUAAGUAUUCUUUCUAAAAAAAACUGUUCGAUGCCAAUAUUCAUCGUUUCCAAGGAAACAAAAUCAAAGUCAAAAAUGUGAAGAAAGUUUCAAUGAGAUAAAAAUAUAUUUUUUAUGUAAUGUUAUUAUAUUAUUUUAUAUAAUGUUAUAUAGACAGCAUUUUUUCAAUUUGAUGCGGAAAUUUAUGAGAUUACAUUGAGUUUUUUCUUGCUGAUCUAUAAUUAAUAAACAAAUUAAUUUUCGAGAUAAUAUUUUAAAUGUAAAUUCUGGGAAAGCGCAAUAUUGUCGAAAUAAUUGAAAAAAAAUGCAUACACAUAUGCGUAUAUAUUUAUUGUAGAGAUGUAUAAGAUAUCUGAGAUAUCUAUUUGUGUAAUUUUAAUAUUCAAGAAUUUUGUAGAAUAGUAUGUAUUCUAAUUAAUUGUAAACUUCUGGAAAGAUUUACUUUUGAAUACAAAUUUCUUUUAUUUCUUAAUUAUUAAAAAUAUACUCAAUUUUUAACAUACAAAAAUAUAACAUUCUCUUUAUACACGCAAUAAAAAAACUGAAUGUGAAAUAGUAAAGCAAAGUAAUAUGAAAGUACAUUCUGAGAUAUGUCGUAUUAAAAGGGAUAGUAUUGGAUUAGAUUAUUGAUUUGAUGCAUUUACAUAAAACUUUGAUGAGAAGAAAACAAGUGUGCAAUUUAAAACAUUCUUGAUCUUGACUAGAAACAAGAACAAUAAAUAUGUUGAGAGCAAAUUAAAAAACAUUGGAAACAUUAAGUUUAACUGAAUUCGUUUUGCAAAAUUUAAAUUUUAUGUUUGUUAUUUUCGAGAUAUUAUAUGUUUAUUUCAGUUAGAUAAUGUUUCAUUAUUUAUAAUUUCGUUUUGCUAGUUCGAUACUCGAUAUCCAAUACAUCUCUUAAUGAAUGAUAAUAUAUACUAUAUAUUAUUUUAUGUAUCUUACAAUAAAUUUUCUUUAAAAAUAUUUUAGAAAUUCUUUAACUGUUAUUAAUAAGAUACCGUUAUAUCUUCAAUGUAUCAAUUCUACUGGUGUACAAAGAUAUACAUAUAUUAUACUCCUGAAAAACAAUCUCUACACAAUAUCAUAUUGUAUAAUGUAGAAAUUUUCUAUAGAAAAUUAAAACAUGUAAAAUUAAAAUAUAAAAACUUAAACUUGUAAUGCAUAUAAAAAAUGAGUCAUGUAUUUUUAGUCAGUUGAUUCUUACUCUCAAUGAAAUUUUUCGCUAUUUGCUAUGUUGACACAAAGACAAGUGAUAAAAGGAUAUUGUAUAUUGUGUAUUAUGUCUGUUAUCGAUGGUGCAUUAUAUUAAUCGCGUUUAUAAUCGAAAAAGUGGUAACGUUAUUAUUCAAAUAAGUACAAAUAAGUACAAUAACAUAAAUAUUUAUAUAAUUAUAUGAUGUAUUGUAUUAACACACAAAAAAAGUUUUGCGUUUUACACAAUUUACACAGAUCUUGAUCUGUUCAUCUUUGUUUGCAAGCCAUAAUGUAAUAAAUAAUAUAUGUAACAGAUUUUAAGUA
Molecule: messenger RNA, 2474 nt
Organism: Pogonomyrmex barbatus (red harvester ant)
Lineage: Eukaryota; Metazoa; Arthropoda; Insecta; Hymenoptera; Formicidae
Cellular component (GO): nucleus
Molecular function (GO): zinc ion binding
Source: RefSeq, a predicted model, not a curated record